AUGAGAAUAACUGAUGACGACGGCACGAUCGACAAUGCCGUAACGGACUUGUUGGACACACCACUUCCCGAUGGAAGACAACUAAUUGAUUGUAUGUCCACCGCAUUAAUGCUUCUGCGCGAUUGUGAACGGUUGACGCCUGAUGACGACGUUAUUAAGCAAAGCAUCGAAAGCAUCAAAAGAGAAAAGACAAACUUUCAAGACUUGUGCCACAAGUCUUUAAGGCAUAGCAUGAAAUUGGCUGACCAUGCCGAUGAUGCGGCAAUAUACUUUCAAUGUAUAUUGGAAUUGGAGGGUGGGUUUCCCCAAAGUUUUCUGGAGGCAUUCAAUAAUUUACUCGAAAAUGCACUGUCGCUACGAAAUGAAGCCAAAGAGUUGAAAACGGGAUACAGGUCGAUUGUCGAAAAAUUUCAAGAAAUCAAGCAAAACUUGGAGGAAUGUCAAGAACAGUUGGAGUGUUGUGAAAAGCUAGUUCAUGAAUCGAACCGCUUUCUGACCGCGCAGUUGACAGAUGCAAAUAAAAAGCAGGAGAAGACGCGGGAGAAUGUGAAUGCAUUUUUUGAAAAAGCCUUGUUACUUAUUGCACCUGUUAUGAGUUGGGAAGUGUUAAUAACUUUGCCUCUAGUAAAACCAUGUCUUCUCAAACUCGUGGAUGCGUUUACGGUUGGAGAUGCAAUGAAAAUAAAAAGGCUGUUAGAACCAAUUCACUCGGGCAUAAGUCGCCUCGGCAAGGAUCAGAAUGAUCUCAAGUUGCUUAUUGUUAAUCUCUGCGAUAUAAACUACCAGAUCCAAAUGUUUGAAACUUUCUGGUCGGCCCAAGUGACGGCUUUGGAAGAAGUCAUUCGCAGAUUACAACGGCUUCCGCAGACAUCGCAACGCUUGCAACUGUUCCCACCGACUGUCGCUGCAUUAGGGAGCAAGUAUACAGAAUUAAAAGAAGACUGUAUGAAAUACAGUAAAAGUUGUCAACUCGUCCUAGAUAAGGAUGCCUUGGCUGCAAACUAG
Paraglomus occultum is the source of this 1005-nucleotide messenger RNA. Lineage: Eukaryota; Fungi; Glomeromycota; Glomeromycetes; Paraglomerales; Paraglomeraceae. The record is from the annotation of a GenBank genome assembly.